UGGGGAGAACCUACUUAUUGAAGUUAUAACCAAAUAGGUGACUACCUUGGUCCGCGAAUAACCCAGGUAACGACUCCCCACCUGCAUAUUUUCGUACAUAGCUACUGGGUGGAAAGAAUUAUAGGAGAGUUACAAAGUUACAUAUUCCGUACACAGCAGAUGGAUACAUACCUAACCUAACAUCUCUAUUCCACAAGUUGCAACUUACACAAUCCGUUUGCACAACAUAAACACUUCAAGAUGGUUGAUAACCUGUCAGCCAAGUUCGAACAAGCUCUCAUCUUAACAUCAUCCAAGAACACCGACACGUCCUGUUUACUUCUCGGUCUUCCUGUGGAGCUCGUUUUAUACAUAUUAUCCCUCCUCGACCCUAGACAUGUCGCACUUUUCUCUUUAACUUGCAAGGCCUCUUCCCGCCUCGUCCGGGGUACCGACUACGGCAAGGUUUGCCUUGCUUCUAUCCAUAGUGCUCUACACACCGACCUAGAUCAAGCCUCGAGAGAGAGAACCGAGUUCCUUCAUCACUUGGUAAAGGACCUCCCGCAUAUGUUUGUCUGCAAACGCUGCUCAAAGCUCCAUCGAAAUCUCGUCAGUCUAGUUGAAGAGGGUCCGCAUGCUCUGAAAAAUUAUACCUCAAUCUGUCGUCAAAAAGGUCUUAUGACUUUUGGUACUCUAUGGCCACAAUACGCCUUCACUUGCAAACAGGGCCGUGAGGCUAUAAGGAAUUGUAGCAGCGGUAUGGAACCUAACCUUGCAACUUCCCAUCUCUCUAUAUCCACCGACUGGAAGCUUAGGAGGUUAGGAACAUCUUGCAACAAUCCGGACUUCAUCCAUGGGUACGUCAAGUUGGACACCGAAGCAGCAGUCGAGAACGACAACUUAUACUUCCAUAAGAUCCAACGGAUACUCCUUCUCCCAGACAGAGUCAAGCCUUUUCUCAAGGCGAACGCUUCGUCCCCCAUGGAGCAAGUUUUCCAAUCUUGCUGCCACGGCACUGAAUUUCGGUCGACGUUCCGUCCCUUCCUGGAUCUGUUGGAUUGGAAUGGUCUCCAUAAAAUGAGUGUGCAUGAUACCAUCUCCAAGUUCGUCACUAUGGCACAUGAAAGCCUAUUUUCAACGAAGCCAGCCGGGCUGGACGGUUACGACCUGGAGAGGGUUUCGCUACCCAACUAUUGGUUUGCAGGUUGUAAACACUGCACGACUGAUAGUAUCACCACCAUUCAUAACCACGGCCGCAGCGGAGUCGAGAUAGUGAAUGACACCUACCAGGAUCUCGGUGAUUGUAUCGACCAUGUUAUCCGGAAUUGUGACCGCUACGUUGGUAAUGAAUGGGGGCAUUGUUGGUCGGGCCUAAGCUACGAAUAUCGAAUUCUCUUAUCCAGGCGGCAGGACCACCCCCAAGUCAAUGCUGGAAUAUUUAUGACACGUCCUGGUACAAGUGCUAUACAUCACCCAUCUGCACCAAGUACCCAAGAUAUCUGGGAGUUGCAUGAUCACGACCGAGCAGCCAAAUCGAGGUCAUCUUGAGGAUACCUGAGGAGGAUAUGAGCGUUGGCGUUUGGAAAGUUAUAAGGGGAAUAGAUAUACCACAAUGUAACCGCUUAUGUCGUUCGGUACCCAGGGUAGCCAGUCAGUCUUAAGGGAUUGUAGCUAAUUCUACCUAAGCUAAACGAAUAAAAAAACAUCCAACACGACGAAGUCGUUUAUUGGAGAGAA
This is a messenger RNA of Daldinia vernicosa, 1716 nucleotides long. RefSeq lists its product as uncharacterized. The coding region runs from base 241 to 1527 and encodes 428 amino acids. Lineage: Eukaryota; Fungi; Ascomycota; Sordariomycetes; Xylariales; Hypoxylaceae. Gene Ontology annotation, molecular function: protein binding. The record is from RefSeq and is a predicted model, not a curated record. The transcript has a single exon.